AUGAGUCAAUGUGAUGCAUCUGCAACAUGCUCCGCAUGGUUAUAUCGAGCAUCUGAUAAAAAAUGUCAGUUGCUACCUGUAACAAAUUUCCCGCUAACGGAUGCGGGCUAUAAAAGUGGAUCUUGUAUUAGAAAACAAGUAUCAUAUCCACCAAUAAGUCUCGAAACAUAUAGACAACAAGCAUUAGAUCAACAUAAUUUUUAUCGUAAAAAACAUUGUGUACCUUCUCUAAUAAUAGAUCCAGCAUUGAAUGAUAUAGCACAAACUUAUGCAGAGCAUUUAGCUGACACUCAUGCAUUGGUACAUUGUGGAAAUAAAUUUAACGAUCAGUCGAUGGAAGAAAAUUUAUAUGCGAAAUCUGGUGGAAUAUUAUUAAAUGAUAAUGCUCCACAAUUAACAUCGUCGACAAAUGAUCCUACAACUGGUAUAAAUACUAAUUCAAUAGGGCUUCAAUCAACUCCGUCUCCACCAUCUAUAACUCCUCGUUAA
This is a messenger RNA of Adineta steineri, 489 nucleotides long. The record is from the annotation of a GenBank genome assembly. Lineage: Eukaryota; Metazoa; Rotifera; Eurotatoria; Adinetida; Adinetidae.